This is a messenger RNA of Nothoprocta perdicaria, 870 nucleotides long. It is a transcript of the gene SFRP4, whose product is annotated as secreted frizzled related protein 4. Lineage: Eukaryota; Metazoa; Chordata; Aves; Tinamiformes; Tinamidae. The annotation marks the transcript as partial. Gene Ontology annotation, molecular function: protein binding. The transcript is spliced from 4 exons. The record is from RefSeq and is a predicted model, not a curated record.
GCGCCCCCGCCUCCUAACCGGCCCCUCUCCCCUUCCCGCCAAGAGCGGUGCAGGUGCAAGAAGAUCAAGCCCACGCUGUCCACCUACCUGAGCAAGAACUACAGCUACAUCAUUCAUGCUAAAGUAAGAAGUGUAGAAAGAGGGAGCUGCAAUGAGAUAACAACUGUGGUUGAAGUAAAAGACAUCCUCAAGUCGUCGAUGCCUAUUCCUCUGUCUCAAGUGCCUCUUCUUACAAAUUCCUCGUGCCAGUGUCCACCUCUUCAACCAAAGCAGGAUGUCCUCAUCAUGUGUUAUGAAUGGCGUUCAAGGUUGAUGCUUCUUGAUGGAUGUUUAGUUGAAAAAUGGAAGGAUCAACUAAACAAAAGAUUUAAGAGAUGGGAACAGCGACUGCAGGAGCAAAAGCAGCGAACGGCCCCCAGCAAGAACCAGAACGCGGGACGCAGCGGUCGCAGUGGGGCAUCCAAAGCACCAGCAAAGAAUACCCACCCAUUGGUCAGUGGCCCCAAAAAGGCCUCUAAAACAAGAAAUGGCCAGAAAGAAAUCAACCCUAAAAAAGUAUGAGCGCGACACAUCUGAAAGGACUUCUCUUGCAUGAUAAGGGUCACAAGCUGGCUUGAUGGGCUUGUUUUAUUAAUCUAGAACUCAUCAGUUUAAAACCUCACUGCAGUUUCUACAUAGACAUUGUUGCUGCACUUUACUUUUAAUGUUUUUUUCUUUCAAGCCACAGAGUGUAGGUUUGCACUAAUUUCUGGUAGGCUUAUUCACGCUGACCGAGUUUUACCUGAGGGCUCUGAUUCUAAUUCUAGGUAGAAGGUUCAGGCAGUAACUAGUGCAGCUGCUGGAGAUGAAUCUAUCUGCUCUUAGGAAUCA